Messenger RNA from Cynocephalus volans (Philippine flying lemur), 384 nucleotides. It is a transcript of the gene LYPD2, whose product is annotated as LY6/PLAUR domain containing 2. The record is from RefSeq and is a predicted model, not a curated record. Lineage: Eukaryota; Metazoa; Chordata; Mammalia; Dermoptera; Cynocephalidae. The coding region runs from base 1 to 384 and encodes 127 amino acids. Gene Ontology annotation, cellular component: plasma membrane. The transcript has 3 exons.
AUGCGGGGGACGUGGCUGGCGCUCCUGGCGCUGGUGCUGGCCGCCUUCGGGGAGCUCGUAAUGGCCCUACAAUGCUACACCUGUGACGAACCCAUGGAAGUGUCCAGAUGUGUCACUGUCACCACCUGCAGCGCCAAUGAAACCAUGUGCAAGUCCACACUCUACUCCCUGGAGAUUGUGUACCCCUUCCUGGGGGACUCCACAGUGACCAAGUCCUGCGCCAGCAAGUGUGAGCCCUCAGAUGUGGACGGCAUCGGCCUGACUCGGCCAGUGUCCUGCUGUAACACUGAUCUGUGCAACAUGGAUGGAGCACCCGCCCUGGGCAGUCCCCACAGCCUGGCCCUCGCCCUUGUGCUUGUCCCCCUUUGCAGCCUCUGCCUCUAG